Molecule: messenger RNA, 2341 nt
Organism: Anopheles coustani
Lineage: Eukaryota; Metazoa; Arthropoda; Insecta; Diptera; Culicidae
Gene: PXo
Product: solute carrier family 53 member 1
Exons: 6
Coding region: 1-2049 (682 amino acids)
Biological process (GO): cellular response to phosphate starvation; phosphate ion transport
Cellular component (GO): cytoplasm; Golgi apparatus; plasma membrane
Molecular function (GO): inositol hexakisphosphate binding
Source: RefSeq, a predicted model, not a curated record
AUGAAGUUUGCCGAGCAUCUGGCCGCCCACAUAACGCCGGAAUGGCGGAAGCAGUACAUCAUGUACGAGGAGAUGAAAGCUCAGCUGUAUGCCGCAGUGGAGCAAUCACCCUCUGCCGAGUUGGUGGACCCGGAAGUACUGACCCGUUACUUUGCCAAGUUUGACGAGCAGUUUUUUCAUUACUGUGACAGUGAACUUGCUAAAAUUAACACAUUUUACUCUGAGAAGCUGGCUGAGGCGACACGCAAAUUUGCUAACCUUCGAACGGAACUGAGCGAAACGCUCGAAAUGGAGGAGCACACGAAGAAAAAGAAAGAUAAUUUACACAAAAUGAAGAAGAACUUACUGCGCAAGAAGAACGUGUCGGUGCGGAAGAUCCAAGAGCUCAAGCUCGCAUUUAGUGAGUUCUAUUUGAGCUUGAUUCUGCUGCAGAACUAUCAGAAUCUCAACUUUACCGGUUUCCGGAAGAUCCUGAAGAAGCAUGACAAGCUGCUGAACGUUGACUUUGGUGCACGCUGGCGUGCCGAACACGUGGAGUCGGCCCACUUCUACGUGAACAAGGAUAUUGAUCGAUUGAUUCACGAGACGGAGAACAUUGUGACGAACGAGAUAGAGGGCGGCGAUCGGCAGCGAGCCAUGAAGCGUCUGCGGGUACCUCCGCUUGGUGAACAGCAAAGCCCUUGGACAACGUUCAAGGUGGGCCUUUUCUCCGGCUCGCUGGUCGUGUUAUGCAUUGCCGUCAUCCUGUCCUCAAUGUUCAACGUGAAGCGCGACGAUUGGAUCGUUGCAUUCCGGCUCUACCGGGGUCCACUGUUGAUUGUUGAAUUCAUGUUCCUUUGGGGCAUCAACGUGUAUGGGUGGCGAUCAUCCGGUGUGAACCACGUGCUGAUCUUCGAGCUCGACCCUCGGAAUCACCUGUCCGAGCAGCACAUCAUGGAGUUAGCGUCCAUCUUUGGUGUGAUCUGGACGAUGAGCGUGCUGGGCUAUUUGUACGCCGAAGCACUGGCCAUUCCAGCCUAUUUGAGCCCGCUCAUACUGUACCUACUGAUGGCGGGCUUUCUUCUUAAUCCGACAAAAACGUUCCGCUACGAGGCUCGCUUCUGGACACUGCGCAUCCUCAGUCGGAUCAUGUUGGCACCCUUUUUCUAUGUAAAUUUCGCCGAUUUCUGGCUUGCUGAUCAGCUGAAUAGCAUCGUGCCAGCUUUUCUCGACCUGCAGUACUCCCUGUGCUUCUUCUCGACCAUGCGCAACUGGAACUACGCAGAAGAACCAAACCAGUGCAUCGAUGAUUCGCUAUGGAUACGGCCCGUCGUCGCGAUGCUUCCGGCUUGGUUCCGUAUGGCACAGUGUUUGCGACGAUUUCGAGAUACCCGCGACGCCCAUCCGCACUUGGCAAAUGCGCUGAAGUAUUCGACGUCGUUUUUUGUGGUCAUUUUCUCGUCAAUCACGCAAGCGACGCGUGAUCAGUACCCCAAGAGCUCAGACAAUCCGUGGUUCUAUCUGUGGAUCCUUGCCUCGAUCGUAUCGUCCUGCUACGCCUACACCUGGGAUAUUAAAAUGGAUUGGGGUCUGUUUGAUUCCAAAUCGAGCGAUAACAAGUUUUUACGCGAUGAAGUUGUCUACAGCUCGAACUGGUUCUAUUACUUCUCCAUCGUGGAGGAUCUAAUACUGCGAUUCGGCUGGACACUCUCGAUGAGCCUGAUCGAGAUGGGUUACAUCGAUCGGGAAAUCAUAGUAUCGAUCCUCAGCCCGUUGGAAGUAUUUCGACGCUUUAUCUGGAAUUAUUUUCGGCUAGAGAACGAGCAUCUGAACAACUGCGGUAAUUUCCGCGCCGUACGUGAUAUUUCCGUUGCCCCAAUGGAUUGUUCCGAUCAGACCACCAUACUUCGGAUGAUGGACGAAGAAGACGGAGUGCGGAACCGUCGCACCGUCAAGAAGCUGCCAAAUAAGAAGAAAUCCGAGCAGCGCCUUUUGCUGCGAGAGGCUGAGUCGACGGAGGACUUGGAAAUAAACAACAGUCCACAAAAGAGGGUCCAGUGGGAAAUUUAACGAAUUGGCAGGGAGGUGUGCGAAGGAUUCGCUAUCCCCAACACACCUGGCUAAGCUAAAAGGAUAGGACACGGCAACUUUGCAAUGGAAAGUCAUCGCAAUACGGAUAUACAGGAACAAUUGGCAAAAACCUGAAGGCUCUGGAUGUUGAUUGGAUUUAAUGGGUUCAUUGUACUUAACAUGAUAAUAUCCAUAACAAUAAUUGUAAUAAUAAAGAUUCUAUUCAUAUUUACCAAUACCGGAAGAUGCUGGUGUGGAAACAAGUUUGGUGUCUUGAUAAAAACAAACAUAU